Molecule: messenger RNA, 688 nt
Organism: Hibiscus syriacus
Lineage: Eukaryota; Viridiplantae; Streptophyta; Magnoliopsida; Malvales; Malvaceae
Product: major pollen allergen Ole e 10-like
Exons: 2
Coding region: 20-397 (125 amino acids)
Source: RefSeq, a predicted model, not a curated record
CACAAUAGUUAUUAUCACCAUGAAGGCAUUGAGCAGCGUCUCUUUCCUUCUCAUCACUACCACCGUCUUCCUCCUCAUCUCCUCCACCGCCAUCGUCGAAGCCACCAGCAAUAGUACUCAGACUUAUAAAAAGAAGUUGUUUUGUGUGCCCGUCGAUGAUGCUUCCGAUGCCGAUUUACAACUAGCCUUGGAUUGGGCAUGUCACCAACCGAUUGAUUGCGGUCCGAUUCAGCCGGGUGCCGUUUGCGGUGACCCGCCCACCGUCAGGUCUCGUGCAGCAUUCGCCAUGAAUUCUUAUUACCGGUCUCAAGGAGGCCUUCCUAGUAGUUGUGAUUUUAGUGGCACGGCUACGGUCACCUGCAAGGAUCCAAGCUAUGGCAAUUGCAAAUAUCUCUGAAGGAUUGGUUGGGGAAACAUCAGUUAUGACAAAAAAACUUUAUUUGCAAAUAUUAAAUAUUAAUUUUACUUUUAGAUUGUUUAUUUAAAUUAUUGUUGGCGAAAUCAUUUCUUGGUGGUUCAAACGGGGAAUGCUCGUCACAUAGUUAAAGUCGUUAUCGAUCAUUUUGGUUGAAUAUGACACGUCCAACUUCAUUUACUGGGACUGCUGGGUCCUCCUUAUCUAAGGCACUAGUCUCUUUGUAAUGGCCUUUUGGUCUCUUACCAUUCAAGGAAAAAAAAAGUCUAAACU